Anopheles gambiae (African malaria mosquito) is the source of this 7568-nucleotide messenger RNA. Its product is annotated as alpha-L-iduronidase. Gene Ontology annotation, molecular function: L-iduronidase activity. The coding region runs from base 1 to 2088 and encodes 695 amino acids. The transcript has 9 exons. Lineage: Eukaryota; Metazoa; Arthropoda; Insecta; Diptera; Culicidae. The record is from RefSeq and is a predicted model, not a curated record. Gene Ontology annotation, biological process: carbohydrate metabolic process.
AUGACUGAAACAAUGAGGACGCUAAUGCUGUUGUUGGGGAAAAUGUUACUAUCAUGGCUCUGGUUGGCGGACAGUCGCCAUGUGCUGGAGUGCUGUAGCACAUGGGAUGUUGCAACGAGACUUAACACUCACUCGGUAACACUUGCACGAAAAGAUUUGACGCAGACUCGUUUAAUGAAACCGUUUUGGACCAGCUCCGGAUUGUGCCCACCGGAGCCGCGCAAUGCAAGUGCAGCUUUUUUGCUAUCGCAAGACACGUUGACAAACCUGGAGCUCAUUGGCUCUCUGCCGGCUCGUGGUUUUAGCCAUGUGCGGAUCCAUUGGCUUCUAGAGCUUAUUGAAGUUUCGGAGGAGAGGAACCACUCUCGAUAUAACUUUACCGCGUUAGAUAUGUUGAUAAAUCAUCUGCAUAAUGUAGAACUUUAUCCUGGAUUUGAGUUUAUGGGCAUACCGAAAGGCUAUUCUGAACUACCCUGCAGGAAAACAUUUUGGACGGAUUUAGUACAACAACUAGUGGAAAGAUAUACAGAUCGAUACGGUUUGCAGUACGUAGCAGGAUGGAGAUUUGAAACGUGGAAUGAACCCGACUUACGAAGCUACAAUUUGUUGAACUUUACCGUAAAUGACUAUUUAUCGUACGUAUUUGCCGUCCGGAAAGGCUUGGAUGUAAUGAGUCAAAGAUUUAGUGCUUUAAAUUUGGGCAAUGAUCCUAUGAAAAGGGUGAAGUUUCCUUUGUACGGUCCAGCGGGUCUAUUUAAAUCAGCGCAACAUCAUCCUUUCUGCUGGUCUGUGCUGGAAGUUUGUAAUUCAACCACUCCACACAGCUGUCCAUUCGAGACGAUCACCUUUCAUCGUAAGGGAAGCGGACGUUGGGCUUCCGAAGUGCUCGACGGUGGUCGACAGUUGCUGGAAGAUGUGUUGAAACGGUUCCCAAAUGUUAAACGUCUAAGCUUUGCCAAUGAUGAAGCCGAUCCAAUCGCUGGUUGGUCCACGGCCCGUCAGUUUCAGGCGGAUGUGCGUUACGCAGCUAUGCUUUUUUCGAUCGUCACUCAACAUUGGUCUGCAAUUACCGACGGGGAUGACUUUGGACAGCACUUACAGUUUCUGUCCCACGAUAAUGCAUUCCUCAGCUACUAUCCGUACGUGUUCGAGCAGCGCACACUGUUUGCACGGUUUCAGAUGAAUCUUACUAAUCCGCCACAUGUGCAGUUCGUGGUAAAGCCUGUGUUUUCUGCACUAGGAAUGCUAGCGAACUUGGCUCCACUCGCUGGGCCAACACAUUACCUAGAGGGUAAUGUUUCGUACUUAGCCUCGAUUGAUGAACAUAUGACGUAUCUUUGCUUGCUAGCAUCACGAUCGAACGAUAGCUUCCCUGUACAUGAGAAACGAUCGCAUUUGAAUAUUUCCAUCCCUACCGAUAUGCUGAUCGGAACUCGCCUCAACUACCUGCUAGAAGCUGUGCAGGAUGGUCGAAACGAUCCAUUUCGUGUGUGGCAGUGGCAAGGCAAGCCACCGUACCCAACAUCCGAGCAGUUUGCUGCUAUGCGUGAAGUUCAGCUUCCAAGCAUUUUGCUGGCAGGAUCUCAGAAUGUUCAGCGUGGAAAAGGAUUGUCAAAUAUUAAUCUUUCCUUAAACUUGCGCGCUCCUUGGAUUGUUAGCGUACGGGUAUGCAGUGAUGAUUAUGCUCUCCCUGGACAAGUUUACGGUGUGCGCGUAAGGAUGGUGUUUCAGGAUGAAGUGUUAAUACAUUGGAAAUUGUCAACGGAUGGAUUGAAAGAUCAUCGGUGUAUUCGAACGUAUCAGAUUUGGUUUAAAUCUACACGCUCAACUGAUGCUAAACGGAAGCACAAAUGGUGUAUUAUUAAUAGGUUUAAACAUACACCUUUCAUGUUUUAUCAGUAUGUUAGUAAAAUCAUGCCUGUUAGUGGAAAACGAGACAUCAGUUCCGUAUGCUCUGGUGUGGUAGGAUACUACAAGGUGCGUGCCGUUGAUUUUUUUGGUCGGAAAGGACCAUUUUCUACACCGGUUCAUUAUGGGACCAACGCAACGUUUCACUUUGGUUCAUCAAAGGAAAAACAUAUCAACUAACAUGAUGAAGACAAAACGGUAAUGGCAUGUGCAAACAACGUCCAUUUUUUCAUGCUAUAAAAAGUUUCGAUUGAGGCACAUUAUAGCAGUAGGGAACCGUCUCAUCUACUAGCUCCACAUCGUAUUAAAGACAUCUAACAUCAACAACACGCCAGACGUUAUCCAGCGAUUGAAGAACAAUGUCCUAGAAUCGUUGCUGCUUUGCUCAAGCACAAAGAUGCAGCACUAAAGAGGUCCAUCUAAAUGUUACUCAAUUCGACGCAAACGACAAAUGCACUAAGGUUGAGGCCGCCUAUAUUUGACGCAUCAAUGUAGACCAGCGGUCGGCAAAGUCAGGCCCGCGGGCCAAAUUCGAUCCUCCACAACAUUUAAUUAGGCCCGCGAAAUAAUUUGCCUUAUUUUGAAAGUUAUUAAGAAACAAUUCGUAAGUAAAUUACUGAACAGAUUUUAGUAUUACAUUUUAGUGUUGGGAAAGACGAAUACUCAGAGGGAUUCGAAUCUUCGAAUCCCAAUCCCUCUUUGGGUAAUGGGUAAUUUUCAUCAAUUGAUUUAACUUUAUCAUUAAGCCACAUUUACUAAAUUAUUCUCGUUUUAAUCCAUCAAAAAUGUUAUUAAAAACGUUUGUUUUCAAUAGCGAUUCAAACGAUUAGCGCAUUUCUCGUUUCUCAAUGGGAUUAUAAUAAAUCCUAUUGGAAACCAAUCGAUAAUAGAUUGCGAUCGUAAUCCCAAUCGAUUUGCAACCGAAUUCCAAUGGAAUCGCUAUCGAAUCCCCAUCGAAACUUAUAAACGGGAUCCGAUCCGAUCGAAUCUUUGUAGGGAUUAAAUCUUCGAAACUUUCUACUCCCGAACCGCCAAACAAUAUUACAUUUCAUAUUGUCCUCCACUUCCAACAUUCAUUAUAGUAAUAUGGAUUGAGGAAAGUACCAUUACGGUCGAACUAGAGGUUAAAAUUCACGUAUGUGAAACAUACAUUAUUAUUAUUAUUAUAUUAUUUGAAAGUGUCCGCCAAAGUGGCUUAACAAAGUGUGUGAUUAAUGUUAGUUGACGAGAGGAAAUAAGGAUGACGGGUACAGAUUACAUGGACUGGAGUGAAGAAAAAUCACGAAGACGUGAACGGAAUCGAGACACUGGGACAUUAAUGUCAAAUAAUUGAUAAAAGUUGUUGAUAGCCGAUAGAGCUCGGAGAAAAGGAUCGUUCGAACCGUAGCGGGUCUGGCGGGAUGGGAUGGAUAGGGAAGGUAUAUCAUGAAGGCGACGAGAGGACGCAUAGAGAGUAAUGGCGGAUAAGAGGGAUGGGAUGACAAGUUCAUUUAAAAGGAGAGCUGAGAUGAAACUUGCAGGGAUGUGGGAAUGUCUAUCUUCGAUGGGGAGUAAUCCAAGAAGGCGACAUCGGAUAGAAUAUGAAGGAAGGGAUUGAUGAGAACCGGGAAGGCAGCGUCUACUCGAGUGAACUUACGCUGGACACUCUCCAGCCUGGCCAUCGCUGUCGCGCCUGGAGGAGAUCAAACAACGGCGACGUAUUCCAAGAUAGGUCGGACCCAGUAGCAGAGACUUUAAGCAUAGGGGAUCGCGGAUUUCAGAAGCGAGUCUUAUAAUGAGUCCCAAUGACUUGUUGGCCUUGUUGAUGACAUGAUCAACAUGUGUAUUAAAGAACAGCUGCUCGUCCAGCCACACACCCAGAUCCUUUACCGACGAUACUCGACGUAUGACAGUAUCACAUAGGGAGUAGCUGAACGGAAUGAACGCAGAUCUGAUAAACGAAAUAACGCAACACUUAUUAGGACAAAGGUGAAGGCCAUUGUUGUUACACCAAACAGAGAAGGAGUUCAGUAAAUAAAACGAAAUGAAGGGGGCUGAUAACACUUCCUUGAGGGACUCUAGAGAGGCCCGUGAAAGAAUCUGAUAAGCAGGACGAAACUCUAACACAGAUAGGAUUUGAACCAUGACAGUAAUCGACCUCCGACACCGAGUCUUUCGAGUUUGGUAAUCAAGGGGUCAAGGGGUAAACUGUCGAAGGCAGCCUUAAAAUCCGUGUACACGACAUCAGUUUGGCGACCAGAUAUCGUAUUAGAGAGAACAGAAGAAACAAAACCCAUAACGUUGGAUGAGGUUGUGCGUUGGUUGUGGGAAUGAAACCAUGUUGGUGCGUAGAGAGGUGUCCAACGAUGGUAGAAAGGAUGGAUUUGUGCAUCAAGGAUUCGAGGACUUUGGACGGUGAACAUAGUAGGGGGAUGCCGCGGUAGUUAGCCCCACACAUCGGUCCCCUUUUUAUGUAUGGGAACCAACCACGCGGACUUCCAAUUAUAUCUACACGACAAAAAAAUGAGCAUUUGAAACAGAAGCGAUUAUUAAAAAAAUAAUCCUCAUUAUUUUUUGCGGCAUGGAAGGCAUGCGACGGCUUCAUUAAGAAGCAAUAUUGCACCUUUGUUGUUUUCAUUCAUUUCAUUUCAUUACAAUUUAACGUACUCUGUUGCCGAUCCUUAAAUGACGAAUCUUUACAAUUAGUUAUAAUAUAUGAGAAUCACUAAUUUGGAACCUUCUUGUCUGUAUGAUAUAAUUACAAAAAAAAACAACAAUCGCAUCCGAUGGAGCACAGGCACAUAUAUCAAAAUUUGCAGACCGCUGAAUGUAGACAAUCCAAUAGUGUUAUACCGAAGACUACUGUGCAUUAGUGAUGGGUAAAUUCGUCACCCGGAAAAUCGGAAUAAAAAAAUCGAAAUCCCUUACGAAUGACUCCACCAAAAUCAGAAGAGGCCCCAGAAGCCGAUCGGAGCCGGAAUCGUCGGAGUCGCCGGAGCCGUCUGGAGCAGGAGUUCGAGCGGUUACGGACACUCCUGAGGCAGGCCAAGACCUCAAAGCGAAUUUAGCGCCGGAUAAGUCACUAGAAGUACAAGAUUUGCCGGUGCAUCCUGCCGUGAAAGUUUCGAGAUUCGCUGUUGCGGAUCAGCCUCAACCAUAGACUUCGGGAUUGCCAGUGUUCAUUCUAGGACCGUUCUGCCGUGCCGCUUUCGAUCGAAUCUGUUGCGGAUUCAUUCAAUCGUUGACGGUUUGUUUUGGAAUAGAACUGUGUUGAUCAUUUGUAUACAAUUGUAGAUAGCUGUAAGUCGUAAACCCGAUAUAUCCUACGGUGGUAUCAUGCAGGACGCGGGUUUGGUGAAUGAAAAGUCCUACGAAGGAGACAUCUUUGCAGGACGAUCUCCGUAAUUAGACUUUUGAGGCAAACGAGCUUACGAUAGGGAAUCUUGUGUACACGGUAAAGCCACAGCUUUCGCGAUAAUCAUCGCGGAUGCACCAGCACGUGCUUUCGUGAAAAGUGUAAAGACGUUUAAGGCGAUCGUUAGUAGCCAGAAAUGCACGAUCGAAACGGAGUACCAUGCAAGGACUCGUCGCCGUUUUUACCGGUACGGUGUGAACGCCCGAAGAACGGAUAGAAAUUUUCGACAAGGAAUGUACCGGAACCAUAUCAAUCAUCCUACGCCACUUGAUAAACCCACCAAAUGUUAUUUGAUUAAGAACUUGCCGGUGGUAGAACGAAUGCUUCUCGCAGACAAAGGCGUACUUGGUAAGCUAGGCUAUUUGUGGGUGAAUGGUUCUUCUUCUUCUUCUUUGGCUCAACAACUGUUGUCGGUCAAGGCCUGUCUGUACCCACUAAUGAAGUGAGCUUGCCUUAUUGUUAGCAUAGCAGGAUAGUCAGUCCUACGUAUGGGGGCACGGUCUAUUCGGGGGUGAAUGGUUACCGGUACAUUAAUUGUCGCACGACUGCUGAAUGACAUCCAGGCGUCGGAUGUCAACACAUAUUCAGCAGCUUAGGCUUCCGCCUGACUUCAAACGGCGAUUGCGGGACCUGCGGUACAUGGAGUACUGGAAGACUUCCUAAAAUGCUGCUCCAGGUUGCCGGAGUCGUCGUUUUAAGAGAUAACCUUACAUGUUUUCCACAUUGUACCAUUGUACAAAAUGGGCAUAUGCCGACGAGUUGUUGAACCAGUUUGUGGUAGACUUUGCUAAUGUGUACACCCAAGAACUGAUCAACAGCAACGUCCACAGAUUGUCAACAGCAACCAGGCUGAAACCCGUAGUGCCAAUUCCGUGGUCUACUGUUAAAAGUGUAGGGCACUAAACUGAGGCUUUGGUACGGCCAGGCUUUACGUUCCGGUAAAAUUUCCGUGACCAAUGGUUCAUGACAACUAAUGGCAACCAGGCUGCCAUGUUGGUUGGGGACGAGUUGUUUGUGGAAAGGCAGCAGUUCUGACAGCAGACUAACUAUAUGAGCUAUUUAUGCAUAGUUUUCCGAGGUUUUUCAAGAAAUUUAUCUUUUUUUUAUUAUUUGUUAUUUGUUAUUAAAUAACAAAUAACAAAAUAACAAGGGAAUACUUACAGAAUGUGUACACGGACGGAACUGACAAAACAGCAUUGCGAUUAGCGGAAUCCCUUAUACAUACUAAUCGAGAUUGAUGAAAUUCCUGUUUGAGGUUAGAAUUACAAUUAAUCGAUUUCCACGGAUUCCAGUUCGAGAAAUGGAAACGUCACAUGAAUGUGGCACCUAAACUUUAUAUCAAGUGAUGUACAUUUUGAAUCAUUCACUAUAUUUUAAAUAUCAAUUUUUUUCUUGUACAAAAAUUAAGUUAAAAAUUCGUUAAUUUUUUAUUAUUUAAAAAAAAUGGCAAUUUUAAAAUAAUUUUUGAAAAUCUUUUUUACAAACUUUGGUUUGCAUUUUCAAAACAACCAUUACAAGCGAAAAUAUUUUAACGAAAACCUUUUGAUAAUUACUCUUAUAAAACUUAUAUAACCUUAAAAUAACUUAUAAAAUCACUUUUUAAAAUUCGUUCAAAAAUAUUUUUCUUUAAAACCUUUCUUGAAUAUGUUAUUUAUAUUUUUGAACGAUUUUUAAAUGCGUUAGUUAGCACAUAAAACCUGUUUUUCGAGGUGUCUUUACAGUUAUGGUACGACCAUAAAUUUGUUUUUUCGUCAUAAGUCGGGUAAAAAAAUAGUGGUAAAAAAUAUGAAAAAUUUUACGAAGAUGUGAAAUAGUAUUCUGCACAACUCAUACAUUCACUGUUUUUAUCUAUCUCUUAUGGAUUUUCCGCAAAUCGCGAAAAACGUCUGUCGAUAUAGUUGUGGUAGGCGCUGUUCAAUAUAAUGUGUGGUUUCAUUGAUGCACCCUCUGUGUCACCUUAUAUUAAUUUAAUUGCUCCUUUUAGACCACUUAUACCUAGACCAUUAUUGGCUUCUUUUCCGUAGUGUUAGACUGUAUUUUGUAUUUUAAUAUUAACUUUAAAAUUAACUUUAAUUAGAUAUUUCAUUACCUAGCACCUUUUGACCAGGAUAAAUUAGUUUCUUAAAGAAUAUGAAUAAGGCAUUAGGUUUAAGCAUGGUUUUGUAGGCUCGUUAAAGCCAGAUGAAUUAAUUAAAUAAAUACGAAACACGAUACAUAAAAUUAUGGUAAAAAUAAAGACAUUCGGACGACCGGAACUGUUUUAGUA